Molecule: messenger RNA, 399 nt
Organism: Cadophora gregata
Lineage: Eukaryota; Fungi; Ascomycota; Leotiomycetes; Helotiales; Ploettnerulaceae
Exons: 3
Coding region: 1-399 (132 amino acids)
Molecular function (GO): RNA nuclease activity; RNA binding
Source: RefSeq, a predicted model, not a curated record
AUGUUUGAACUUAAGGCUCUUCUGCCUCUUGCGCUCCUCUUUGUCACGUCGACUGCCAUUCCAGUUCUCGAAGAGCGAGCAGCAGCGACUUGUGGUUCUGUUUACUACUCAGCAGCGGCCGUCAACGCAGCUUCCCAGAAAGCCUGCUCUUACUACAAGGCCGGCUCCGCACCCGGUGGCUAUCCUCACACUUACAACAACUACGAAGGUUUCAACUUCGGAGGAGUCGCUGGACCUUAUCAGGAAUUUCCAAUCCUCUCAAGCGGUGCUCUGUACUCGGGUGGCUCGCCUGGUCCAGACCGCGUCAUCAUCAACGUGCCGGCAUGCAAGCAAGCCGGGACUAUUACGCACACUGGUGCGAGUGGGAACAACUUUGUUGCGUGCUCUGGGACCAGCUAG